AUGGGAAAGAGCCCCUUGUGCGUCGUAACUGAUGAAGAUCCGGCUAUGAAGAGUGCUAUUGCACGAGUACUGCCAGAGUGCCGUCAUCGUUACUGCAUGUGGCAUAUCAUGACCAAAGUGAGUGAGAAGUCAGGGGCUGAACUAUCAAAAGAUCAGAAUUUCCGUAACCAGCUUAACAACAUUGUGUGGAAUGAGACCAUUAGCAUUGAUGAUUUUGAAACGCAAUGGCAGUCAUUAAUGGAGAAGUACAACUUAACGGGGCACCGAUGGUUUACUAAAUUAUACACAGACCGGAGGUUUUGGAUUCCGUCAUAUUUUUUAGAUUUACCCAUGAGCGGUGUUCUACGUACCACCUCGCGUUCAGAAGCGGAGAACAGUGCGUACGGUAAAAACACACGCCCACAUUGUAGUCUGGUCGAGUUCUACGUGCAAUUUGAGAGCGUCCUAGAAACUCAACGGCACAGACAAAGUAAAUUAAAUGCUGAGAGUGAAGGGUCCUUGCCUGAUUUCAAAACUCCUUUAGCAUUGGAGCGACACAUGGCGCAGGUAUUUACCUUAACAGUGUUUUAUGAGCUCCAGGUAGAGAUCGAAGCUGCAUGUUUUUAUUGCAGUGUUGUGGGGAUCCAUGCAUAUGGUGAGUGCAUCCGUUACGACAUUAGAGGGGAGUACAACGUUGUCCAUACUGUUGAAUAUACCCCGUCUUUGACUAUUGCGACAUGUAGCUGCAAGUUGUUUGAAAGAUUGGGGUUUGUUUGCCGGCAUAUGUUUCUUGUGUUCAAAGAUGCCGAAAUGGUGAGCUUGCCAUCGCGGUACAUCGCAGCACGAUGGUGUAAGCAAGAAGGACUAGCUAGCUGGUGUGCUCGAUGUUCUGACUGCCCUCCUUUAGAAACUGUGCCUAGUCAGUUGUGGACUGAGAUACACAAUUGUGCCGUGAUAGUUGGAAGCAAUAAAGUGCGCCAAACGCGAAUGCUACAGGUAAUAAAAGAAUUAAGAGACGAGUUUCUGGGCGAUGGUAUGGACGUUGACCCCCCAAAAGGAAACGGUGUUGCCAUUGCAGCUUUGUGCGGUGUGGAGCCGCCGACGUCCAUAAUUAUCAAACCGCCAGCUCAAGCAAAAAAUAAAGGGACCGGCAAGCGAAUUAAAAGCCAACGCGAGUUAGCUAUUGAGAGGAGUGGCAAGGCUAGCAGAAAGUGCGGGGUGUGCGGCGAGUAUGCACAUCAUAAUGCCCGCAGCUGUCCGUUGAAGUGA
Molecule: messenger RNA, 1248 nt
Organism: Ipomoea nil (Japanese morning glory)
Lineage: Eukaryota; Viridiplantae; Streptophyta; Magnoliopsida; Solanales; Convolvulaceae
Product: protein FAR1-RELATED SEQUENCE 5-like
Exons: 1
Coding region: 1-1248 (415 amino acids)
Biological process (GO): regulation of DNA-templated transcription
Molecular function (GO): zinc ion binding
Source: RefSeq, a predicted model, not a curated record